AUGACAUCGAUCAAAAUAAGUUCCGACGUCUUCAACAAAUACCACACUAACGGAAAGCUUCGGCUCUCCACAGGUUAUGUGCAGGAAGCACUGGAGAAGCAGGGAUAUCCCGGUCACGACGGUGUUGUUCAAAUUCUGAAAGGAAAGGAAGACAUCGGAGAGCAAAUGGGCCAUGGAUUCACAUACAGAAUCCGUAUUUGUGAUGGAAUUUUCCAGUAUAACACUCUCGUCAGUGCAGACAUUGACGAUCAGAUCAAACGUGAAGCCGAGCAUCUUGUUGAAGGAGCUAUCAUUGCUAUUACGAAUCUCUCUACUUUCAGUCAAGGAGCUGGAAUCAAAACAUCUUUCUUGAUCACGGGAUACACUCUUCUUUCUCGCUAUCAUCAAACACUGAGUGCUCCAGAAGUUAAGCCAAGAUCGCAUUCUGGAAACCCGGCAGAACAUCAUGGAUACAGACCAAACAUUGUUGUCGAAGACGUCUGGCCGGAAGCAGAAUCCAUCACAUCUGAGUUCCAGGAGAAUAUGUCUAACCCGCCUGCAGCGAAAAUGCCAAAACGAGAGAGUGGCGGAGAAGCAUCUCACAACCGUGUGCCAGCUCCUGAACCACAUCGUAGCCGUGCUCCACCUCCACCAGCUCGCCGAGGUCCUUCCAACACUGAGCGUGGAGUGAUCCCUAUUGCAAUGGUUACUCCUUACGUCAACAACUUCCGCAUCCAUGGAAUGGUAUCAAGAAAAGAGGAUAUCAAAAAUAUUCCGGCCAAGAACAUGAAAAUCUUCAACUUUGAAAUAACUGAUUCAAACGGCGACACCAUCCGAUGUACCGCAUUCAACGAAACUGCUGAGUCUUUCCACAGCACAAUUACGGAGAAUCUUUCUUAUUAUCUUUCUGGAGGAUCUGUUCGUCAGGCUAACAAAAAAUUCAACAACACUGGACAUGACUACGAAAUUACACUCCGCAAUGACUCUGUUGUUGAAGCCGGAGGCGAGUUGCUUGCUGCGCCGAAGUUGAAUCUGAAGAGAGUUUCGUUGGCUGAGAUCGCAGGACAUUGUGGAGAAAUGAUCGAUGUUCUUGUGAUUGUUGAAAAGAUGGAUGCUGAAGCAACGGAGUUCACUUCGAAAGCCGGAAAAACUCUUACCAAGAGAGAGAUGGAGCUUAUCGAUGAAUCGCAAGCUUUGGUUCGAUUGACUCUUUGGGGAGAUGAAGCAAUCAAAGCGAACGUUGACGAUUAUCACGGCAAAGUCAUCGCUUUCAAGGGAGUCAUACCGAGAGAGUUCAAUGGCGGUUACUCUUUGGGUACUGGUUCUGGAACGCGCAUUAUUCCAGUCCCAGAAAUCUCUGGAGUUUCUGAGCUUUACGAUUGGUACACAACUGAGAAACCACAUUCGGAACUGAAGUUGAUCAGUCAAACCUCCGGAGGGAUGUCUGAAGCUCCUCGCACUAUUGCUGGUCUUCAAGAAAUGCAGUUCGGAAAAGACUCGGAUAAGGGAGACUACGCAUCUGUGAAAGCUAUGAUUACUAGAAUCAAUCCAAACAGUGCCCUCUACAAAGGAUGCGCUUCGGAGGGUUGCCAGAAGAAGGUUAUCGAAUCAGACGGUGAAUACCGUUGCGAAAAGUGCAACAAGAGCAUGAACAAAUUCAAGUGGCUCUACAUGAUGCAAUUCGAGCUUUCCGAUGAGACUGGACAAGUCUAUGUGACUGCUUUCGGAGAUAGCGCUGCCAAGGUCGUUGGAAAAACUGCUCAGGAGGUCGGAGAUCUGAAAGACGAGAACCUUAACGAGUAUAAUGCCACUUUCGAGCGUCUUCAGUUUGUUCCAAAGAUGUGGCGUCUUCGCUGCAAAAUGGAGACAUACAAUGAAGAAGUCCGUCAAAAAAUGACCGUCUUCAGUGUCGAAGAGGUUAACCAAGACAAAUACAUUGAAAAUCUCAAGGAACUCAUUGAGCAAAUGAAGGGAAUCGAGGACGAAGGAAGCUACUAA
Molecule: messenger RNA, 1977 nt
Organism: Caenorhabditis briggsae
Lineage: Eukaryota; Metazoa; Nematoda; Chromadorea; Rhabditida; Rhabditidae
Gene: Cbr-rpa-1
Product: Protein CBR-RPA-1
Exons: 6
Coding region: 1-1977 (658 amino acids)
Biological process (GO): DNA repair; DNA recombination; DNA replication
Cellular component (GO): nucleus
Molecular function (GO): DNA binding
Source: RefSeq, a predicted model, not a curated record